This is a messenger RNA of Chanos chanos (milkfish), 4081 nucleotides long. Its product is annotated as selenocysteine insertion sequence-binding protein 2. NCBI's taxonomy places the organism in Eukaryota, Metazoa, Chordata, Actinopteri, Gonorynchiformes, Chanidae. The coding region runs from base 229 to 2475 and encodes 748 amino acids. Gene Ontology annotation, molecular function: mRNA 3'-UTR binding; ribonucleoprotein complex binding; selenocysteine insertion sequence binding. The record is from RefSeq and is a predicted model, not a curated record. Gene Ontology annotation, biological process: selenocysteine incorporation. The transcript is spliced from 17 exons. Gene Ontology annotation, cellular component: ribonucleoprotein complex; mitochondrion.
UUACUAUAUUGAAUGUGGCGUUAUAAGACAAUGUGUCGACAACAGCACGGCGUCGGAAGCUACCUGUCUCUUUCUUCUCUCCCUCCCCCAUAGUUCCGCUAUAGAUUGAUACCCGAACCCAGCUGCUUUGGAUCAAAAAUCCUCGAGAUAAGUGUUUUUCAAAUUUGUUGACACAGCAACAAUUCCCUCCAACUUUAGAGCUGUCUCCCACUGACAGAGUGGCAUAGAAUGGAGGAAAGAAUAAAAAGAAUCCCACCAGGGGAUCAGAUGAAUCACUCCAAUGCAGGAAAUUGGUCCAGGAAGAAUUCUAAGUCAAAGGUCUCAAAUAAAGACAAUCAGCAAGACAGCAACCCAAGACAGCAUGGGUACAGUAGCGUUCAGCAUCCCAGAAGGAUGAGAGAUGUCUACGUUGACCCUUCUCAGAAGAGAGCCACAUUUAGUGGACAGACCCUACAGACCUCAAAGCCCAGAUCUGAGGCUGCCUCUCAUCACAAGAAAAUAAUCAGAAGAUCAUCUGAUGGUUAUCGAGGGACCAGACCUUCUCCUGAAAGUACUGAGAGACCUAAAUCAUUUGAAGUGACAUUGUCAGACUUCCCAGAACUGGGCAACGCGACGUUGAGUGAUUCUGUAACUUCUUUCCGUCAAGAGCCUUCAACUUGCUGGGGUCCAAAUGCCGUACGCUCUAAUCCCAGUUCGGCCACUGAAGAUGUUUCAGAAACAGAGGGCCGGAAAAUAAGAUCAUAUCAGCCAAUGUCCUCAAGCAAAGAACACGAUAAACUCUCAACUACCACGAAAGAAUAUACCUUACCCAGCCCUUAUAUUGGACCAUUAGCAUCAUCCUGGGCCAACAUCGCCUCUCAGCCUCCAAAGCCUGUCACUCUGAAAAGUCCAACUGUAACCAACGCCUCAUCUCAGGAGGAUCCAUCAGCACAAGUAGACUCAAACUCUGAAAAAAAGAAGAAAAAGAAAAAAAAGAAGAAAUCCAAACUGCCACAUGAAGAAAUCACAGAGGAGAUGCCUAAUGAGCAUUUUAUUGUUCAGGAGCCUCCAAAGUUUGAGGAUGAAGAGGAGUUCCCUGAUCUGUGUCAGUCGUUUGUCAGCCCACCCAGAGGACAGGGACACAGCCUAAGUGUAACUGCGCAGGAGAACAAAGGAGAAGGUUCUGCACUAGAAGUGAAAAAUAAGAACAAAAGCAGUUCAGCAGGCUCUGCAGAUUCCAAGAAAACACAGACCAGUCAAAAGAAGAGCAAAGCCCCUGUGCAGCUUGACCUUGGCAACAUGCUAGAGGUUCUUGAGAAGAAGCAGCAGUCUCACAAAUCCAAGCAGGACAUUAAACCAGUUACUUUUUCAGUCGGAGGAGCACUGCCUGUUGUUGCGAAGGAGCUUUCAGUCCAGAAGAAGCAUCCAAGGCAACAAGAGAGGAUAGCGCAUAACCCCUUGGACUCCACCAGCCCUUUAGUGAAAAAGGGGAAGCAGCGUGAAGUUCCUAAGGCAAAAAAGCCUACGGCGCUCAAAAGGGUGAUUCUGAAGGAGAGAGAGGAAAGAAAACAGAACCGUUUGCUGCAGGAAAGAGGCCAAGCACCUGUGAGUAGUGAGGGCAAUAACCCUGAGGAGCCUGAGGACCAGAAUCCAUACAAGACUGGCCUGUCUGAACAGAGCCAGCCUGAACCCGCAGAUGAAAGCAGUGAUUGUAUUGCUACUGAGGAUUCAGCGGGUGACGAACCUGAAAUACAGAAUGCAGAAGAUAUUAUGAAGCAGAACACUCCAUCAAAUCAUAAUCUAAAUCGUCCAAAAAUUCACAGCAGGAAGUUCAGGGAUUACUGCAACCAAGUGCUUAGCAAAGAUGUGGAUGAGUGUGUGACCAGUCUCCUGAGAGAGCUUGUGCGUUUUCAAGACCGCCUCUACCAGAAAGACCCAAUGAAAGCCAGAAUGAAGAGGAGAUUGGUCAUGGGCCUGAGAGAGGUCCUAAAGCACCUGAAACUAAAAAAAGUCAAGUGCGUCAUCAUAUCUCCCAACUGUGAACGCAUCCAGUCCAAAGGUGGUCUAGAUGAAGCCCUUCACACCAUCAUUGAUACGUGUCGGGAGCAGGGGGUCCCUUUUGUCUUUGCCUUGUCCAGGAAGGCACUGGGUCGCUGUGUGAGCAAAGCUGUCCCAGUAAGCCUGGUGGGCAUCUUCAACUACGACGGAGCGCAGGACUACUAUCACAAAAUGAUCGAACUUUCGUCAGAAGCACGCAAAGCAUAUGAGGAUAUGAUUGCAAAUCUAGAGGAACCAGAAGAGACAGAAAGUCCAGACUUGGAACAGAGUGUCAAGCCAACACCAGAUCUGUCUGAGGAGCCAGAGUACAUCAAAAUCUGGAAGAAGAUGCUAGAAAAAGAAUGCAAUCAUCAGUUUUUGAAUUUUGAAGAACAGUUUACAAAGAUCACAGUCAACUCUGAUUCAGAAGCACCAUUUGAAGAUGAUGAGCAAAGAUGAUAAAGGGAUAUUUUUUUGAGUAAGAGGAAGAGAGCUCCCUGUCUGUUCCAUUGUAUCCAUUUGAAAUGAUCAGUUCAGUAAAAACUGGCUAAGUGGCUGAAUUUGGCCAAUGAAAAAUCCAGUAGAUAUACAUGCUCAGCAAUGCAGCACUUUAUAAGUGGAGGUUUGGAAGUACCUGAGGUGCCUAGGAAUAAUAUUAACAGAGGAGAUACUGUCAGUCAAGUUGAACUUUUGUAGUUAAAAUUUUUCCUCAUUAACAUAUAUAAUAUUCUAAAGAAACUAUAAAUUAAAAUAAAUCAACUAUAGAGUGCGUAAGGCUGAUUUUACAACCACAUUCAAUAAGAAUGUGUUGUUGUUUUUUUCUGUUGUUGUAGUAGUAUCAUCAUGAGUCACAUUAAUAACCAAACCAGUCAUAACUGUACUGGCAUUGUUUGUUAGGAAUCUUUGGCACAUUUUCUGUUGUUACCCUAUGCAUAAUUUACCCUUUUUCAGACAUUUGUAAUAGUAGCUGGUCUGCCAGUAUUGAAACAAGUAUGGAUUUCUUUGUUUGUUAAUUAGGCAUAGGCAACUUUCCAAACUGAAAAGACUGUGCAAACAUCUUACAAUUCGCUCUUUUUGUAUGUGGUACUCUGUUGUAUCUGUGCUGAACAGAAACUUUCUAACCAACUUUUCUUUCUGCAAUUUGUAAACCAAGCAGUUGAAAUUCAUGCUGAUUUGGUAGCUGAACUUGAACUAAAUGGGAACUGGAGGAUCUGAGACUGCUGCUUUGGUUCCUUCCGAUACACAGAGAUCAUUUUCUUAUAUCAGUGUUCUCACACCCUGAAAAUAUUGAAUAUAAAAUAUGAUAUCUGCAUAAGGCCCUUUUUUCAAUAUCUGAAUUCACCAGUGAUCACUGAUUUGCUCCUGAAAUUAUUUAUCACCCAUAUUUCUGUUAUGCGGUGCGUGAACCAGUUUUUUUGGCAACAUUUGUUCCAUUUUAACACUUCUAAACUGACAUUCAGUGGGUGACUGUGCUAGAAUCAUUUACAUGCAAAUUAAAUGCAAGUUUGCCUGUGGAUGUGAAUGGCACUUUAUAGAGGCCUCCAGAUAUCAAAGUUGACCAUAAACAGUGCUCUGCUACUGUGACUCAAUCCAGUCAUGCCUAAGACAGCUGCUCGGGUUAACCUUUUAAACAUAUGGCCAAAUACAAAAGAGAAAAAAAAAAUCUUGCAUCUCUUAAUAUAAAUAUUUGUUCCUGUGACAGUUUUCCUUUCCCGAUGCAAUACAUUUGUAAAGAUCCUAAGAUGCUAUGUAAGAAUGGAACACUGUGUUUGAUUGAUAUUAAAAAUAUGUGAAUACUUAAUUUUGAAUUUUGAAAAAGAAAAUGUGGAGAAUGAAGAAUAUUCAGUGGUGCUGAGAACAUCUUUGCUGCAAAAUAAUAGGGGGGAAAAAGAAAAAGAAAAUGAAAAGAGAAACUGUGAACACCAGCAUUCGUUUUGGCGACAUGGUGGACCAUCAAUACCUUGUUUUUCUUUCAAAUUUCAUUUACAGUUUUGAGUUUGUCAUUAAUUUUCCAUUAUUGUCGUUAUUUGCCUUCUGUUGUCUUUAAAACUUGAAGAAUAAACUG